Neoarius graeffei (lesser salmon catfish) is the source of this 2305-nucleotide messenger RNA. RefSeq names its product deltaB (gene dlb). Gene Ontology annotation, cellular component: protein-containing complex; plasma membrane. Lineage: Eukaryota; Metazoa; Chordata; Actinopteri; Siluriformes; Ariidae. The transcript is spliced from 7 exons. The coding region runs from base 1 to 1893 and encodes 630 amino acids. Gene Ontology annotation, biological process: multicellular organism development; heterophilic cell-cell adhesion; establishment or maintenance of epithelial cell apical/basal polarity. Gene Ontology annotation, molecular function: calcium ion binding. The record is from RefSeq and is a predicted model, not a curated record.
AUGGCACGUCUCCAUCUUCAUUUCCAUCUGUCUCUCCUGUCUCUGUCUCUCCUGCUUCCCCUGGUUGCCUCCUCAGGAGUGUUUGAGCUGAAGGUGCACUCUUUCAGCACCACACGCCGCUUCUGCAGGAGAACCCGUGACUGUAAUAUCUUUUUCCGUAUCUGCCUCAAGCACUCAGAGGACGUGAUCUCCGCCGACCCGCCCUGCACCUUCGGUACCGGGCAGACCGGAGUGAUGCGCGCCGAACCAGGAGCCAUCUCCAACAGCGCCGCCAUCCGAGUGCCCUUCCACUUCAAGUGGCCGGGAACUUUUUCUUUGGUUAUUGAAGCCUGGAAUGCAGAGUCACCCAAAGAGCACGCUGAGUACACAGAGAACCAGAACAACCUGAUCAGCCGUUUAGCGACACGGCGACGUUUAGCCAUCGGCGAGGACUGGUCUCAGGACGUGCACUUCGGUGAGCAGAGUGAGCUUCGCUACUCGUACCACGUGUUCUGUGACGAGUUUUACUACAGAGACGCGUGUUCAGAUUACUGCCGGCCACGUGAUGACACACUUGGGCACUACACGUGCGACGAGAACGGCAACAAACAGUGUCUGGAUGGCUGGCAGGGGGAAUACUGCUCCGAUCCCAUCUGCUCGGCGGACUGCAGCGAUCGUCACGGUUACUGCGAGGCCCCUGGUGAGUGUAAGUGUCGUCUGGGGUGGCAGGGCCCGUCCUGCAGCGAGUGUGUGCGCCACCCCGGCUGUCUGCAUGGCACCUGCACGCAGCCUUGGCAGUGUGUGUGUAAGGAAGGAUGGGGAGGUCUCUUCUGCAACCAGGACCUGAACUACUGCACCAACCACCGGCCCUGCGCUAAUGGAGCCACCUGCACCAACACGGGUCAGGGCAGCUACACCUGCACCUGCAGGCCAGGGUACGGCGGCACCGACUGCGAGCUCGAGAUCAACGAGUGCGACUGCAACCCCUGUAAGAACGGCGGCAGCUGCAAUGAUCUGGAGAAUGAUUACUCGUGUACGUGCCCUCAGGGCUUCUAUGGGAAAAACUGUGAGAUUGUAGCAAUGACGUGUGCAGAUGAUCCGUGCUUUAACGGAGGAACGUGCGAGGAACGUUUCACUGGGGGCUACGUGUGCCGCUGCCCCCCAGCAUACACUGGCUCCAACUGUGAGAAGAAACUGGACCGCUGCAGCCACAAACCCUGCGCCAACGGUGGCGAGUGUGUAGAUGUGGGCUCAGGGGUGCUGUGUCGGUGUCGCCCGGGAUUCGCCGGGCCGCGCUGCACCGUUAACAUGGACGACUGUGCACGCUCUCCAUGUCAGAACUCGGGCACGUGCGUAGAUGGUGUGAAUGAUUACACGUGCUCGUGCACGCUUGGAUUCAUGGGGAAGAACUGCAGCGUGCGUGCCGAUGCCUGUCUCUCACACGCCUGCCUGCACGGCGGUACCUGCUAUACACACUUCUCAGGCCCCGUGUGCCAGUGUGUGCCUGGAUUCAUGGGUCCCAGCUGUGAGUUCCCCGUGCUGGACAGGGCCGGUCUGGAGCGGGCAGCGUCACGCAGCUCUCGAGGCUCCUCCCCUUCUACAGUGGCAGCGCUGUGCGUGCUGGGCGUACUGGCAGCCUGCCUGGGUGUGUGUGUAUCUGUGGUGUUCUUGAGGCGCAGGAGGCAGCGUCUGCGCAGACAGCAGCUCUGCGACUCCGUCUUCAACGACCUCGAGACGGUCAACAAUCUUGAGCGGCAGCACUACCCCUACGAACGGGAAUUCCUGUCCAGAGCUGUCAGUCAGGUGAAGCCGAGCAACACCGAGGCCAGGCUCAGCUGCUCAUUGGCUCCUGGGCACACUCUUCCUGCCGGGCGGGACUUCCUGUGGAGCGCUGGAGGGGUGGGGAUGAGAUAACACACACAGACACACAGGUUCAAAAAACAAGCUUCAAACAUCACACACACACAAACUGAGUGAAGAAUGAAAACAAUAUCAGCCAUAUUUUUUUGUUUGUUUGUUUUACAGUGAAUAACGGAAUUGAUCAAAAACGUGACAGAACAAAGUGCUGUACAGGACUUUUUUCUGAUGGACCGAUGGAGUCUAUGCUCCAAAAACCAAAAAGCCAGAGAAAUUUUCAGGUUCGUUAAAGUGUUAGAUUUGGGAUAGAUGGUGAUUGCGACAGAAUUCAACAUUUAAAAAAAAAAAAGAAAACGUAUGAAUUACUUUAAAGAACACACAAUAUCACAGAAUAUCUGCAGGAAAUAAACAAAACAAAACAACAACCAUGACUUCAAGUUUGGGACAUGAUGGGAGGUUCGGCCAAAUC